UGUAAACUUAAGCUCCAACCUUGGUUAAGAGUUCGGAUUCCCCCCCAAAAAAAAUCGUACCACAACGCUUCCAUUUCUGCCUUUCCCACGCUCCAUUAAGGCCACAGCCAUUCGCUCCCCCGACUUGAUCGGAACCAUCAGAGGGCCCUGAUCAUCAUUCAAGCGAUCCUUUCUAUCGUCGUUGAUCUCCUAUCACUGUCGUUGGCAAACAUGCUGAGUAUCGUUCUCAUCAUCGCAACCGCAAUUCAGCUUGCGGUGGCGUUGCCGAUCUACAAGAUUCCGCCGGCACUGUCUAGAGUCGCCCACUUUUGCAUCCUGCCGCAAGAGUUUGUGAUUAAGGACUUCCAGAUUUGGAACCCCCAGGCCGACAACAACCGCUCCACCACCAUCAACUUCCAUUACUUGGACGACAGCGUCAUGCCCGCAAUCGAUACCAAGUGCUAUCUCAACCAAAUCUCGGUCAACGUCGGCGCAAAGAAGAGUCUUGCUCCCCGUUAUGCCUGUGAUGACGCCCUGGUCGAGUUCAUGUGGACCAACGGCACGCUCACCGUGAUCGAGAGAGCUUGCCCGCAGGAGACUCUGACCCGUCCUCACGAGGCUACCGGCGUGCUGAAGCCCAAGCUUAACUGCCUCGAGACCAUCAGGAACAGCACGAUUGGUCCUGGCAUUGCCUGUUCAUCGACGCCCGAUGUCAUUUUGGGCGCGUUUGUCAGCCUCCGGCCGACGCUCAACUAAACAGGCAGUCCGGAUGGACGCAAUUAUACUGGACGGCGACGAGGCUGAAAGGAGGAGCAGAGAAAGGCCGGAAAUGGAGACUGGAGACAGGGAAUAAUAAUCUGGGUUCUUUGGGGAUUGAUCUCCCGCUAAUGAACGGGGGACAUCGCAUAGAGGCGUACACUUCUACGAAGAUUUGAGAUCACAGCCGUACCAUCAUCGCCAUAUCGUCCUCGGGCGAAAGAGUUAACACUUGGCUGAAUGUUGUUGCCUUUUGGUACUGCAAUGUGGG
Thermothelomyces thermophilus ATCC 42464 is the source of this 1006-nucleotide messenger RNA. RefSeq lists its product as uncharacterized. The record is from RefSeq and is a predicted model, not a curated record. Bases 211 to 735 code for a protein of 174 amino acids. The transcript has 2 exons. Lineage: Eukaryota; Fungi; Ascomycota; Sordariomycetes; Sordariales; Chaetomiaceae.